Vigna angularis (adzuki bean) is the source of this 2262-nucleotide messenger RNA. RefSeq lists its product as uncharacterized. The coding region runs from base 1 to 2262 and encodes 753 amino acids. The record is from RefSeq and is a predicted model, not a curated record. The transcript has 6 exons. NCBI's taxonomy places the organism in Eukaryota, Viridiplantae, Streptophyta, Magnoliopsida, Fabales, Fabaceae. Gene Ontology annotation, molecular function: nucleic acid binding.
AUGGUUGAAAAUGAGUUGAAACUUUUGAGAGAGGAACAAGUCCAACAUAGGGAGAGAAGUUAUAGUGGAGAGUCUCAAUAUGAACAAGAGACCUUAAGAGUAGGAGAAUAUUAUCAUCAACCCUCUUCAUCAAGAAGACACAGGAGGGAAUUUGAAAAUCCUCCUCCUCCUAAGGAAGUUAAUGUGGUAUUGCCUCACUUUCAUGGAAAAGAUAAUGUUGAGGCUUACCUAGAUUGGGAAAUGAAGGUUGAACAAAUUUUUGCUUGCCAUCAAGUGGGAGAAGAAAGAAAAGUCUCUCUUGCUACCCUAAGUUUUCAAGGCACCAGGCUGGUUGAAAAGUUGAAUCUUACUGUAAUACCCCAUCCAAAACCUUACAAACUUCAUUGGCUAAAUGAAGAUGAGGAUAUAACAGUUAAGAAUCAAGUUAAACUGGCAAUUUCCAUAGGAAACUUUAAAGAUGAUGUUAUAUGUGAUCUAGUUCAUAUGGAAGCUUGCCAUGUACUAUUGGGAAGACCAUGGCAAUUUGAUAAUGACACUACACACCAUGGAACACUCACUUGUACAAAUAGCAAGUCUCAGACUUUGACUCUCUCUCAUCCAAUUCAAAACCUUUUGAAAACAUUUGAUGAUAUAUUUCCCAAAGACAUACCUAUUGGUCUUCCACCACUAAGGGGAAUAGAACAUCAAAUUGAUUUUGUGCCAGGGGCAACUCUUCCUAAUAGGCCUGCCUAUAGGACUAACCCCCAAGAAACUAAAGAGAUUGAGUCACAAGUCCAAGACUUGUUAGAUAAAGGCUGGGUUCAAAAAAGCUUAAGUCCAUGUGCUGUACCUGCCUUGUUGGUGCCCAAGAAAGAUGGGAAAUGGCGCAUGUGUUGUGAUUGUAGAGCUAUCAACAACAUCACAAUAAAAUACAGACAUCUAAUCCCUAGACUUGAUGAUAUGUUAGAUGAAUUACACGGCGCCCAAAUAUUUUCCAAAAUAGAUCUUAAGAGCGGUUAUCACCAAAUUCGAAUCAAAGAGGGUGAUGAGUGGAAAACUGCUUUUAAGACUAAGUUUGGACUAUAUGAGUGGCUUGUAAUGCCUUUUGGCCUUACUAAUGCUCCAAGCACAUUCAUGCAACUUAUGAAUCAUGUCUUAAGGGAUUGCAUUGGGAAUGUCAUCUUUCUAGGUUUUGUGGUCAAUAAAAAUGGGGUCCAUGUUGAUCCUGAGAAAAUAAAGGCCAUUCAAGAUUGGCCACCCCCUCAGAAUAGCCAACACAAGUUGCAAAAGCGACAUGCUAAGUGGCUUGAAUUUAUUGAGCAAUUCUCUUAUGUUAUUAAAUACAAGAAAGGCAAGUCUAAUAUUGUGGCUGAUGCUUUAUCCAGAAGAAACAAUCUUUUGGCCACAUUAGGAGCACAAAUUCUUGGUUUUAAUAACAUAAUUGAAUUGUAUGCUCAAGACAUUGAGUUUCCCAAAAUUUAUGAGGAAUGCAUACACAAGGCUCAAGGAGGUUUUUAUGUGAGAGAGGGAUAUCUUUUUAAAGAAGGCAAAAUAUGUAUACCUCAAGGAUCACAUAGAAAGCUUCUUGUCAAAGAAAUACAUGAGGGAGGCUUAAUGGGUCAUUUUGGGGUAGAAAAGACUCUUGAUGGACAGACUGAAGUAGUCAAUAGAUCUCUAUCAACUUUAUUGAGAGUAAUUCUAAAAGGAAACCACAAAUCUUGGGAUGAAUAUCUUCCUCAUGUCGAGUUUGCUUAUAACAGAGUAGUUCAUGGAACUACUAAAAUUUCUCCUUUUGAGGCUGUAUAUGGAUUCAACCCUUUGACACCUAAAAAUUUAAUACCCCUUCCUAAAUCAUUUGACUAUGUUCAUCAGGAAGGCGUAUCUAAAUCUAAAUUUAUUAAAGACUUACAUCAAAGGGUCAGAAAACAAAUACAACAACAAAACGAGAAAUAUGCAAAGAGUCAUAACAAAGGAAGGAGAGAGGUGAUCUUCAAUGAAGGAGAUUUAGUUUGGCUUCAUCUUAGAAAAGAAAGAUUUCCAAAUCUAAGAAAAUCUAAACUAAACCCCCGAGGAGAUGGUCCAUUUAAAGUUCUUAGACGGAUCAAUAAUAAUGCAUAUCAACUUGAUCUUCCGCAAGAAUAUGGAAUUCAUCCCACUUUCAAUGUAUCUGACCUUAUGCCUUUUUCAGGGAUUGAAAAUGACAAUACAGAUCCUUUAGAUUUGAGGACAAAUCCUUCUCAAGAAGAAGGAGAUGAUACAAGAGCGCCAAGCACAAUCAUAUAG